AUGAGCCUCUUUGACGGUGUGUUCGGAUUCUUUCUCAGGGAGGCUAGCCCUAUCCUGGGUAUGGUUGCUGUGAGCAGCUUCCUUUAUCUAAUUGUCGACCAUAUUCACAUCCCUCGAUGGUGGGAUAAAAAGACCCACCUGAUCGGACAAAAAAUUCCCGAGAGAAUUACUAGGCUUGAAUGCCCUUAUGAUUAUCUUCGAGAAAUCUACGGCAAGCAUCAUUGGAGGGCAUUUGUCCACAAGCUAUCCCCGACCCUUCAUAAUCAUGACCCUGCUAAGUAUCAGAUGGUGUUGGAGAUUAUGGAUGCUAUACACCUUUGCCUAAUGCUGGUUGAUGAUAUCUCUGACGGAAGCGAUUACCGCAAAGGACGACUCGCUGCUCACAAAAUAUACGGCCCAUCAGAAACAGCAAACCGAGCCUAUUACAGAGUCACCCAGGUUCUCAACAAAACGACAAAGGACUUCCCGAACCUCGCACCAUGGUUGAUGCAGGAUCUCCAGGAUAUCCUUGAAGGUCAAGAUAUAUCCCUCAUUUGGCGCAGGGAUGGAAUCAGUGCCUUCCCUAUAUCUACCGUGGACAGGGCCGCGGCAUAUCGAAGAAUGGCGUCUCUCAAGACUGGUUCCUUAUUCCGUCUUCUAGGUCACAUUGUCCUAGAGAACGAUUCUAUGGAUGAGACUUUGACCACAGUUGCCUGGCAUUCACAGCUCCAAAAUGACUGCAAGAAUGUUUAUUCUUCUGAGUAUGCAAAGCUGAAGGGCUCUGUGGCCGAGGACUUGCACAACCGCGAGAUGACAUACCCCAUCGUGCUGGCAUUAGAUGCACCUGACGGUCAUUGGGUGACGAGAGCCCUAGAAUCUCCAUCACCUCGCAAUAUCCGUAAUGCCAUGAGGGUAAUUCGAGGGGACUAUGUGCGGAACAUAUGCGUGAAUGAGCUGGCUAAAUCCGGUGCCCCGGUUAAAGAAUGGUUGGAACUAUGGGGCAGAAAGGAGAAACUUGAUUUGAAGGCAUGA
Molecule: messenger RNA, 1011 nt
Organism: Penicillium egyptiacum
Lineage: Eukaryota; Fungi; Ascomycota; Eurotiomycetes; Eurotiales; Aspergillaceae
Source: the annotation of a GenBank genome assembly